Hevea brasiliensis (rubber tree) is the source of this 1720-nucleotide messenger RNA. Its product is annotated as G2/mitotic-specific cyclin-2. Gene Ontology annotation, biological process: mitotic cell cycle phase transition; regulation of cyclin-dependent protein serine/threonine kinase activity. The transcript is spliced from 11 exons. Gene Ontology annotation, molecular function: cyclin-dependent protein serine/threonine kinase regulator activity. The record is from RefSeq and is a predicted model, not a curated record. Lineage: Eukaryota; Viridiplantae; Streptophyta; Magnoliopsida; Malpighiales; Euphorbiaceae. Gene Ontology annotation, cellular component: cyclin-dependent protein kinase holoenzyme complex; cytoplasm; centrosome. The coding region runs from base 213 to 1505 and encodes 430 amino acids.
UAUCUAGGUUUUGUAGAUUCACUUGCCUUAAGGCUCUUUUAAAAUUUCAGACAAAAAAAUAAAAAGGGCUCUUUUAAAUGCACUUUACUUAAAGUUCAUAUCUUCAGGGGGCAACAGGAGGAGGACGAGGAAUAGGGAGGCUUCAGGUGUUCUUGUUUAGCGGGCGUGAUUGUUCCUUUCAGAUUUUUGUUUUUUCUAGUUGGCUUGAGAAAAUGAAUAUAUCUGAUGAGAACAAUCCUAACAUUGUCAAACCCACAAGUUUUCAAGGAGGGCUUGAGAUGGGUAGCAGAAAGUUUGGGCAGGAGAUUAGGCACAACAGAAGAGUUUUAAAUGUGUUAAAUCAGAAUUUUAUUGGAGCAAAAGCAUAUCCUUGUGCUGUUAACAAGAGAGGGUUGUCAGAAAAUCAUGGAGUCUCCGAAAGAAACCCACUUCAUCCUUCACAUCGACCGAUUACAAGGAAGUUUGCUGCACAAUUGUCAAGUACACAUCAGCACUGUCCACAGGAGGCUAAGAAGCAGAAAAGCACAAAUAAAUUUGGAGACUGCAUAUUCAUAGAUGUCGAAGAAAAUAUGGCACCUGCAGACCACCCAGUACCAAUGUUUUUAGAACAAACAGAAGCUAUCCUUGAUGAAAUGGAUCGGAUGGAGGAGGUUGAAAUGGAGGACAUAAUUGAAGAACCCAUUUUGGAUAUCGAUGGCUGUGAUGUAAAGAAUCCACUUGCAGCUGUUGAUUAUGUUGAAGACAUGUAUGCCUACUACAGAAAAAUGGAGAGUUUUAGCUGUGUUUCCCCAAACUAUAUGGCACAGCAAAUUGACAUUAAUGAGAAGAUGAGAGCUAUACUCAUUGACUGGCUUAUUGAGGUGCAUGACAAGUUUGAACUCAUGAAAGAAACAUUAUUUCUUACGAUUAAUCUUAUCGAUAGGUUUCUAUCACAGCAAACGGUGGUAAGAAAGAAGCUUCAAUUGGUUGGAUUGGUUGCUAUGCUCUUAGCAUGCAAGUAUGAGGAGGUUUCUGUUCCAGUAGUGGGAGAUCUAAUUCUUAUAUCAGAUAAAGCCUACACUAGGAAAGAUGUUCUUGAAAUGGAAAAUUUGAUGCUGAACAGAUUACAGUUUAAUAUGUCACUACCAACGCCAUAUGUUUUCAUGCAAAGGUUCCUCAAGGCUGCUCAAUGUGAUAAGAAGGUUGAGCUACUGUCCUUCUUUUUGAUUGAGCUUUCUAUCGUGGAGUAUGAAAUGCUCAAGUUCCCGCCAUCUCUAUUGGCGGCCACGGCAAUCUAUACUGCACAGUGCACUAUCUAUGGAUUCAAGCAGUGGAGUAGGAUCAGUAAGUGGCACAGCAACUAUUCGGAAGAUCAACUUUUAGAAUGUUCCAGACUAAUGGUUGGUUUCCACCAGAGGGCAGGGACAGGGAAACUAACUGCAGUACACAGGAAAUACAAUACAUCCAAGUUUGACUAUACUUCAAAAUGUGAACCAGCACAUUUUUUGUUAGAGGCUAAAAAAUAGCAGGGAAAUGUGUACAGCUACUGACUAUUACUUGAUUGGGGUUGAUGGAUUUAUGCGCAAUAAUCAGCAACUUUGGUUGCGACUUGGGAAUUGAUAUUGUGAAUUGUUUAAUACCUUACAAGCCAUGGUUGAGAUCCUAUGUUCUGUUCCAUUUUAACACAUUUCCUCACUGUAAUCUUUUUCCCUAUUCAAUUGAAAUCAAUAAUUUCACGACA